This is a messenger RNA of Cryptotermes secundus, 6125 nucleotides long. RefSeq names its product MAP7 domain-containing protein 2 (gene ens). NCBI's taxonomy places the organism in Eukaryota, Metazoa, Arthropoda, Insecta, Blattodea, Kalotermitidae. Gene Ontology annotation, cellular component: microtubule cytoskeleton. Gene Ontology annotation, biological process: microtubule cytoskeleton organization. The transcript has 20 exons. Bases 316 to 3984 code for a protein of 1222 amino acids. The record is from RefSeq and is a predicted model, not a curated record.
GUUGAGUGUGUUGGAAGUGUUCAGUGUUCUAGUGUGCUCUUUGUUAAAUGAAUACUGGCUGGCUCCAGUUUAAACGCAAGUCGCGUUAGUGGUUGCUACAUUGCAGAUGUGUGUAGUGUUCUGUGACGAUGAUACAGCACCGGCGGUCAUGUGAUGCGGGAAGGCGUGUAUAACUCGCAACGCUCCUAAUUUUCUUAUCCUUUGCUAGACGGUGAGCAGGAAGUGACGAACAGACAGUUACGUGUGUGUGUGUGUGUGUGCGUGUGUCCUGUUUGCGUAAUGUGAAGUGAAAUGUCAUAAAACGUGAAAGCAACAAUGGGCACGGACGACAGCGUCGACGAGCGCCGUAUCCCUAGCAACACGCUAGAAACCCUCCGCGGAAUUCUAAUCUCCUCGCUCUCCCGGGAGAAUAUUGGGAACAUUGACGUCCAACCAUCGCUUGGUCGUCGCAGGAAAGUCACCUUCCAAGAACUGCGCAAUGUGCACGCUGGAGCCGCUCCUGUGGAGGACAACCAGCGUUCGGGUCCACCCCCCCACAGCUCAUCGCGCCCUGCCACGUCUAACAAAGGGAAUUCUGGUACGCUUCACUGGUUUGCAUACGUCGGAAAUGAAGCAGAUUCACUUCAGAAUGAAACAGUUAGCCAAGACUGUGGUGCGGAGUCAGAUGAUGGUGAAACUUGUGCUGAGACUGCGCCUUUAGACUUCAUUACUGCUCCAGGGAAAGACGGUUCAAACUUGUCACAAAAGGAGCGUGAGGAGAGAAUCCGAGCACUCCGUGAACGACAGAAUGAGGAGAGGCAGAGAAAGUUGGAGGAACUGAAGCAACAGGCAAUAGCUGCCCAGAAGUUCCGAGAACAGAAGGAAGAGGAACGAAGAAGACGCAUAGAUGAACUGCGACAAAGAGAUAGUGAUAAGCGGCAUCAGGUGGAGGAAAGAAAACGCCAGAUAUGGGAGGCAGAAAGAGAUCGUCGAGAGGCAAUACUGAGAAAGAAUCAGGAACGAGAAGCUCGGAUCGACUCAAAACGAAAGAAUGAACGUAGUUCAAUAGUAUUUGCAUUUGGAAGUUCAACUCCAAGGAUGCUAGAACCUGCUGAUACCGGCGGUUCCUUCUGGGGCACUAGGAGGGCAACGUCAACAACAAAUGUGAUGACAUUCUCAGCAGCUCCUUUAACUCGCCGUUCAUCGGAACGGGAGUUGGAUGGGAGUAAGAAGAGAGCCACAUCAGCCAGUGGUCUUGACCGCAAACCUGGCGAAGAUAUGAAAAUGUCUUCUUCUAUGUACGAAGUAUUCCACUGGAAUUCAACUCCUGAGCCUACCUGUAAACCCAUUCAGAGGGCUAAAAGCCUUUCAUGUGCCCCUGGCUCAGAGCCACAGACAACCCUGGGUAAAACUGACCCUCAAGUUGAGGUUGCUACCAAGUUGAAUUUGAACUUAGAUGGGCGUGAUCGUAACAUUUUGAGUGCCCCCCACACGCCCUCGAACCGAUCUGUCCAUAUUUCCAGUAUUUUGCCUGGAUUUGGGAGCUUGCCUGGUGGAGAAGACGGAGAUGUAACUGCGCCUGAAACAGCAGUAGUUGUGUCUGCACAACAGCGCGUCAACAGGAGGAAGACAGACCUGAUGCCCACAAUUCCUUCUCCCCGGGAUCUGACCCCCACCUCUAGUUCCAGACCCUCUUCUGUCUAUCUGCAAGGACAUCGUCCAUUUAGCAGAACCCCAGGUAGGGCUUACUCCAUGUCCCGCCUGGACCAGCUUUCCCAGCCGCGCCGACGUCCAGCUGCAGAGCUGGCCUCAUUGCAUGAAAAGACUCGUGACCCAUCCACAUUGAGAUCCUCCCCCGCCACUGCCAAGAGCAUGUCCUGUAGCAUGAGUCACCUCGCAGGUAGUAAACAUUCUCAGCGUGGGUCUCAGCUUUGCAGAUCAGAUGCUUCACGCAGCAUGUCCCAGUUGACAGGGAGUGGACAGGGGUACCCUGUUCCGCCACCCCGACCCACACGGGCAGAAAGGCUGCGUCAGAGGGCUCGUGAAAUGGCUCAUCGCAGUGUGACUAGUAGUGCUGGUCAGCUACAAGGUUUACGCUCUGGUGAGGUGACACCGUCACCCCCUUCACGACCUCUCAGUGCACUCAGUCAGCAGAGUAUGAAUAGCGUCAACUCUGGGGUUAGUCUCCGUGCUCGUCCAGUCUCUGCAGCCCGUAAGCCUCGUCCCAUCAGCAUCGCAGUGACGGGCAUAACACAAGAGCCUGAUAGUCAAACAGUCCGCACCUCGCACAGACACAGUAUCGCUGGUGAAAUUCGGGCUUCAAAAACUCAAAACGCAAGCACAGACCGUGAGAGUGCCAAACCCCCGCUUCCCAAAGUUCAUACAUCCAAGAAAUUAACAAAGUCUGAGGCACCAAGCAAGAAGACUUCAGACAAAGUGUUGAAGUCAGCAAAGGCUUCUGCUCGAUUAACUCCAAAAGCAACCCCACUGCAGUCUCCUGGUUCAGAUGCACCCUCAUCUUUAUCUCAGGAUCAAGCUGAAGAGCAAAAUGAAAUAGUUGAGAAGGCAGAAGAUGUUCAUGGAGGGAAAACCCCAGAUCAGCUCGAGCAGGUGCCCACCACAGCGGAACAGACAGAUGUAGAAAUGAAACCCUCUUUGGAAGAGGUUUGUUCUGUUGCAGUGGAAUCAAAACCAGUAGCCGAGGAGAAGGAAGUCCAUGAAGAAGUAAGCGAGAAAGAAAUUCAACCUGCUGCACCUUGUGUGGUUCAGGAGGACAGCAUAGAGAAAUUUGAAACAGUAGAGCAUGCUGAACACAUAGAAACUGAAGCUGACAUGACAGCAUCAAUGAUAGCAAAAACUCGAAUUACAACAGAAGAAGAAGCCAAAGCUGCGCUGGCAGAACGCAGAAGGCUAGCUCGGGAGCAAGCAGAAAAGGAAGCAGAGCUCGAGAAACAGAGAUUGGAGGAGGAGCAGAGGUUAGAGGAAGAACGUUUGCGUCAGGAAGAAGAGGACCAGCGUAGAUUUGAAGAGGAACAGCUGAGACUAGUGGAGGAAGCUCGCCAGGCAGAAGAGGAACGAUUGCUUCAGGCCAUUCAGGAAAAUGAAAGACGAGAAGAAGAUGAAAGAAAAAGAAGAGAAGAGGAGGCUAAGGCUAAAGCAGAAAAAGAAGAAGCAGAGAGGAAAGCUCGAGAAGAAGCAGAAAGGUUGCGCAAAGAAAUGGAUGAACGACUGAAAAAAGAAGAAGAGGAACGCAUUGCUCGACGCAAGCGAGUUGAAGCAAUCAUGCUACGCACACGAGGCAAGGGUUCUACUCCAUCCAGCACACCCACCAAGGGUGAAGGGGAUUCUGAUGAAGGGAAGGAUGGGAGUCCAUUAGAAGAGAUGAAACCCCAUCCGGGGGAGGUGGCUGCAGCGAUGGAACUGCCGGACUCCAAGCUGUACCAGUCUAGUGAUGACAUCACCACAGGCAAUGGCCAGCAGAGUCUUCUAGUGGACAGUUUCAAUUCCAACAUCAUGGAUCAUAUCCAGGAAAAUGGAGGCAGUGAAAAGAGGCUGUCAUCUAGUUUGAAUAGUGAUUUCUUAUUAAUAGACACCAUGAGACCAAUGGAAACUAGUGAGGACUUAAUAACUAGUGGAUCCAGUGUGCUACCCCCUUCUGCCCAGAGCAACGGUCAUCGGAAUGUAGUGGAAUAUGACGCAGUAGACUUUGUCAGUGUAGAUAAUGUGAAACAAAAUAACGCAACCAACAACUUACUAGACUUUUCAGAAUUUGACGCAUUCAGCACAAAUAAUGCCAUGCUGAGUGCGACACACCAACCGACGGCAGCUACAGAAUUUGAGCAGAUUUUGGAUCUGAGCUCAGUUCCAACUACAGGAAAAAUUUCAAAUGAAGAUAACGUCAACUCAAAUAUAAUGAAUAAUGGACCUGCCCCACCCUUCAUUGCAUUUCAGGAGAAUCUGGCCAAGAAAACAGAUAGUAAUUCAGUUACUGAUCUGCUGUCAUAACAUGCUCUUCUGUUAAUAUGUAGAGAAGACUGUAAUAAGAAAACAUUGAGGGCUGACUGGAAGUGCACAUAUAUUGUACAUAAUAGACCACAUUUUGCUGAACGGGAAGACUGAACUGAUAGAGGAAGGAACCAGAGGGAUUAGCAUUACAAACUUCACUGAUUUCAGACUUUCAUGGUGAUUAGCUGCUGAUGCUAAUUCAGUUCUUGGGUGACCGCUCCAGAACAUCGGUUGCCAGUGGUUCUUUAGUACAGUUUGUGACCCUUAAAUGGGCUGUUUCUUUCCUUGCACAACUUUACAAGUCCAUUGUUCCUAUUGGUCCAGAUGGGACUUCAACCCCCCCACCUCAACACAGAAACUUUCCCAUGCUAUACUCUUACAGCCCUGAAGACCAAAGGUGCAUGUCCCUUUAAAACAUUGCUCACAGUGACGUGGUGUAAAAAUCCAAGAACUGAAUUAUUGUCAUCAUCAUCAAGAAUCCAAGACCCUUCUUCAUUAACCCUUGGACUGAUAUCUCGGUAUUCCAUAAGUGGUCCAUUCACUCAUAUAUCAUUUGAGAUUGAUACAGUAGGCACAUUUGCAGCCUGUGUAGGAAGGAACUCAGUGUUACCUCAACCAGAAGAAUAGACAGAAAGGUACGGAUUAACUCGGAAGUCAGAAGGUUGCAGCGUAACGUUACAGCUCCUUGGAAGAACAUUUUUGUCUCAUUGUAAUUUCACAUACAUCUGUAUCCCUGUGUUUCCUCCAGUUGUGUAUGCAUUUGUGAUUAUAGAUGUGCACUAAAUUUAUUUCUAAUUGGUCCUGUUGUCUCAUAUACUAGAACUAGAAUAUAUAUAAACAUACACUGGGUUCCCACUGUGGAUAUAAGCUAAAUCCUCUUGCUAUAUAUUGUUUUCUGUGUAUCGUAGUUACACUUGUCAUCAAAAUGCUGAUGAGUUACUGAAGUCGUAAAGGUUAAACUCAUGUACAUUUGUGACUCUUCUAGUUCUUGCAUUUGUAAGUUCAAGCUCAUUAAUAUGGGUGAUUGAAGCUCCAGUAUAUUUUGCUAGUUUGUUUCAGACAUGACAGUAACUACAAACCUUCCAAAAUGUGAGCCCAUUCCCUAGUCAAUUGAUGAAGCAGUUAUUGACAUGUAUGAUACUGUCAGUGUGUUGAUAUGUCAAGUAAAUUGAGCAUGUUGUGGAUAGGCAGAAGAAUGCUCUGAUUGCAGUGAUCGGAGUUUAUGGUAAAAACUUAUUUAUUAAAACUGCUUUACUGAGUGACAGGUAUCACGAAAGGAGUGCUCAAAGUAUAAUCAUAACAGGGCUCUCACAUUUACUAUACAUGUAUAUAGUUAAGUGAGAAACUGGUUUAACUAUUCUGCUACAUUAAUAAUUAUUUUAACCUUCAUGCACCACAACAGAGUUACUUCAAUAUUCUAUUUGUCUGUCUCUUUUACAUUGGCCUAAAUUCAUCUGUAGUAAGUCAGUACAGUAGAUGGUUGAUGUCACUUUAGAAGACCUGAUGGUUAGCACAGUAACGUUUGCAUUACAGGUGCCUCUUUUAACAUGAUAUAAUAAUCUGUGAGAAAUAUUGUUGCAGCUUCAACAUGAAUGCAGAAUGUUUUAUCAGAAAUAUAAUAUGAACAAAAAGAAAUUAAAGCUUUUAAUGAGGUAGGAUCUUUCAGUGUUGGCUUCAAGCCUUUCUUGUCCCCUGUUUGAUGCCUCCCACCCACUAAUUUCGUGAAUUUAGAGUCACUGUAAGAUUGCGUGCUUAUAUUAUAUCCUCCUUUUUUAUCUGAAUUUUAUUACUUAUCUUUUAGUACAUUAUAGGAACAACAGAUGACAGGAGUUUCAUAUUUACACAUAGGAAGAGGUCUUAUAUUAAUUUGUAGCUGUUAGGAGUGAAGUUGGAAAUAAAAACGGUGGGAAAUGGUUACAAAUGUUUCAAACUCAUUUUCAUACUUCUUAUUGUAAAAUAGGCCCUGUAUGUAAACUUAUUGUGUGUUUUAAUAACUUGAACAUAAAUGAAAAGAAGUAUUGUAUUCAGUUUUGUCAGUUGAAGAUUAAUUUUAACCUGAUUUUGUCCCACGUGAACAUUUUGAAGAACAAUGCAGAGUUAUUUUGUUUGUUGUGCAGUUCAAAAUAAAGGAUCAUAAUAAC